AUGGCUUUGAUCACUUUGGCCAUCGCCUCCAUUGCAAUCUCUCACCUACUGAUGUGGAUUCCGUCUCUGAUCCGAUGGCUCAGACAUAGAAUGCGGGUGAUCCAUGCGGUCGACAGCUUACCUGGUCCUCCCGCUCUGCCACUGAUCGGAUGCGCUCACAACUUCAGCUUUGAUAGUUACAGUCCGGUUCCAGUCGUUUGCAUUUGCAGAGCCGAUGCAGCUAAGGUAAUACUCGAAAGUAAUAAAGAAAUCUCGAAACCGCAAGAAGGUUAUACAAGACUGCAGGAGUGGCUUGGCAAGGGACUUCUCACGAGCAAUGGUGAACGCUGGCGAGCGAAAAGGAAGAUGUUAACGCCCGCCUUCCAUUUUUCAAUACUCAAGGAUUUCGUGCCCAUUUUCAACAAGGUAUGUGACUAUCUCCUCGAGCAAUCUGUGAAAAUCGAGGCGACGAUUCUUCUAGAGCAAUUCCGUCAUUUGUCGGACACGGGCAGCACGGCAGAUGUGUUCCCUCUUAUAAAACUGUGCACUUUGGAUGUGAUCUGUGAAUCGGCGAUGGGUGUGAAUAUUCGUGCCCAAUCUGGUCAGAAUAAAAAUUAUGUGCGUUCGGUGAAGGAGGUUUGCGAGCUCUUAUGGGAUCGUGAGCGGCUUCCAUGGUUGUGGCCGACGCCGUUGUGGAUUGUUUCCGGAAAGGCAAAACGGCUCCAAAAAGCUCUCGACACGGUGCAAAGCUUCACUCGUGAGGUGAUUGCAAAGAGAAAGAAGGUGUUCGAGUUGGAAGAAAGAGAUACCCAGAAGAAGCCGGCUUUUCUCGACCUACUCCUUGAAAUGCAGCAGGCAAACCGUCUGACCGAUGACGACAUCCGAGAAGAAGUCGACACAUUUAUGUUUGAAGGCCACGACACUGUUGCAAGUGCUCUCGGGUAUGCGUUGUUUUGUCUAGGCAACUAUCCUGAAGAACAAGAAAAGCUCUUCCAAGAGGUCAAGGAGGUGAUAGGACCAGUAGAUCGCGAGCUGACUCAAGACGAUCUCCUGCAACUGAAGCAUACCGAGAAGGUACUUAAGGAAGCUCUCCGAGUGUUUCCAUCGGUGCCGAUGAUUGCCCGACAACUUCAUGACGAUGUUGAAAUCGGAGGCGUGACGAUUCCGGCUGGAGUUACAACGUUGGUCGUACCAUUCGGCACUCAUAGAGAUCCUAAGGUAAUCUUUCGAAUAUUUUUCGAUAGUAUGGAGCAUUGUCUAACCUCUGUUCCAGGUCAGAGAUUUGCUGUGAUGGAAGAAAAGGUGCUUCUGGCGCGUCUCGUACGACAGUUCCGUUUCCGUGCCACGAUGACUUUCAAGGAGAAUCGCGGAUUGCCGGAAAUGAUCCUUAGGCCUAGCAACGGCAUCCCUCUUAUCAUUGAAAAACGGACCGAGUAA
Molecule: messenger RNA, 1416 nt
Organism: Ostertagia ostertagi
Lineage: Eukaryota; Metazoa; Nematoda; Chromadorea; Rhabditida; Trichostrongylidae
Source: the annotation of a GenBank genome assembly